AUGACUGAGCAGGCGUUGAGUCGGCCUAACAGCACGUUUUGGCACGAGAAGCGAUUUUCUCGUACCUUUGUGUAUAGUAUUCUCGUGAAGGACUUCGGGUCUUCAAGCCGUCCCUCGGUCAUGAAGCAUGACAGGGUGGACAGGGUGCAGUUUCCAGAUGACUCAGUGACUCAGUGGUUGGAUUGGAAGAAUUUCAAUCAAGCUAAGCCUGUGAAGAAGGCAUUGAAGCGAGUGAAAUCAGAAGAAGGAUUCCCUGGAUGCAAGUACUACCUGUACUGCAACCGGAAUUUGAAGUUGACAUACCAGGGACUGAAUCAGUACCACAAGGCUGGGGUUUGCAGGCUGUCAAAAUGGCUUCGACUUCAAGACCUGCGAACGGAAGUGCCAAGUGUGUUGAUCAGCAAUACAUAG
Molecule: messenger RNA, 411 nt
Organism: Cladocopium goreaui
Lineage: Eukaryota; Dinophyceae; Suessiales; Symbiodiniaceae
Source: the annotation of a GenBank genome assembly